Molecule: messenger RNA, 5574 nt
Organism: Symbiodinium necroappetens
Lineage: Eukaryota; Dinophyceae; Suessiales; Symbiodiniaceae
Source: the annotation of a GenBank genome assembly
AUGGUCAGAGGUGCGGAAGAGUGCGACGAUUUCAACGAUUACGGCGGGGAUGGCUGCUCUGCAGUGUGCCUCUGGGAGAUCAAGGAAGUAGCCUCCUGGUCGCAGACGGAGGUCAUGGUCACCAUCCGACCGUUGGGCCAGCUCUGCAGGAUCUACAACGCGAGAAAGCACCAGACCUUCGAGGAUACCACAUAUCACCUUCAGAACACCAUUCUAACAGGUGAUGUCUCCGAACCGGACUCUGUUCGAAUUCACGUCGAGGUGGUGGACGGCUCGAUUGCAAUUCGGCCCUUGGUCGAGUUGUAUCUGGAGAAAGGGCGAAACGAUUCGGUUUGGGAAGCUAUCGUCCAGAGAGAGACAGGUGUCCGGUUCUAUCCGUACUCGAACAACAUGAAGGACACCAUCAUUUCCGGAACUUACUUCGAGGUUGAUCGCUUCUUACGCCAUUACCUCUACAUCGCUCCAGAUCCGGACUUUUCAGGGUACGUGCAGGUGCUUUUCGCGGUGACGUCAGGAAUGGUUCUGAAUCAUGGGGCAGAGGAGUGCAAGUACAGCACUGUGAUUCAAGUCGUGGCUGUCUACGAUGAUCCGGCAUCUGUGAUCGUGCCAGAAGAAGUCCAAACCAACGGCUUCCAUUGCCUUGCCGGUUCACCAUCUUGCCCUUUGGGAGGGAUUUCCCUCUAUGACCCAGACUGCGAGAUGGCCGUAGACGGCUCUUGCUAUUUGAGAUUGGAGCUCAACGUCACGGCUGGCCAACUAUCCAUCCCAGGACAUCCGGACGGCUGGCAGGAAGUCUUUCCCGGAAUGAUGGGCCACGCUGCCGGUCUCAAUGCCGCUUUGGACCGGUUGGUGUUUUUCCCUCCUUCCUUGCCGGAGGAGGACUCCAUCUUCCACGUGACGGUCAACCGGGUAAUAGAGCGUACGAUUGCGACUCCUCCGAGCUUGCUGCCUGCUUCGACAUCCUUGGCCCUGUCGAUCAAGAUCCAGCCGGCAGACACGCCACCAACCGUGGGCUUGGCCUCCGGUCAGCCCUUUCAUGGGGCGCUGUUUGUCGUUGAGGGCAGCAAGCCUUACCAGUUUACAAAUAUCGUCUUUGAGCCACCCGGUGCCAGCUCUACCACAUGUGUUGUGGAGCUGCGGGUUUCGAGAGGUAUUCUGUUCCUCGGAGACACCGAGGGCCUCUGGUUUGCGGAUGGCACCAACAACGGUGAAUCCCGACUCCGGUUUGUUGGGGACAGCUCAGACAUCCGCAAUCGGUUUUUGGCAGAUGUACGCUAUGCAUGGGAUGACAACGACUGCUCGAACUUGGAGCAGUUCAACAUAAGUGUAGACAGUGGAGAGCAUCAAGCCUUGACUCUGAUCUCUAUGCUGGUCUUGCCAAGUUGCCAAGGCUACGAGGUGGAGUGGCUUGGUGGAGCAUUGACCUUGGAAGAGGACUCUGAAAUCUCCAUCGGACACCUGGCCGUAAGUACCAAAGACCUGGAUUUGUUCCUGGUCGUUGAUGUGAAACACCCUCAGGAUGUAGCAGGUGACUGCAAGGUGGUCCGCUGGCCCGAGGCAGUUCCGAGUUUCAUGCCUGGGCGUGAGUGUCAUUUGGACGGACUCAUCGGCGACCUGAGCGACACUUUGCAGCACCUCGUGUACAAGCCUCCGCCGGACUUUGUGGGGCACAUUCAGCUGCAGUUCGUGAUUUACCGGGCAGAGGUGAAGGACGAAAUUCUCGGAGUGGAGAGCUCGCGCGGAAUGCCAAUAACAAUUUCAGUCGACAUUGAGGUCACCGGCGUGAAUGACGCACCCGCUUUGGAACUUGAUCUGGACUCCUACACAUUCGAGGAAGACACGGACGAUUAUGUCUCUCUUGGCCCGAUGUUCGUCAGUGAUUCCGAUGCUGGUCAAAAUCUGAUGAGCUUCAGGUUUGAGCUGGUAUCGGGCCACGAGUGGAACAGGCUGAUGAUGUGCGGCCUGGUUGGAGUUGAGAUCGAGGAACCCUGGGAGAACAUGCUCGAUGAAGCGGGAUGUUUGGAUAUGGGGACUUCCCUCAUCCACUUCAACACGACCGUGGAGAACUUCAACAGCAUGCAGACCGGGCCCGGCAGGCUGCAGUUCAAGCCUGCACCAGAUUGGCAUGGCUCCGCAAUGAUCAACAUCACUGUGGACGACAAGGGCAGCGCACAUGGCGAGCAGCACCGCCUCACCGUCCAACGCUCCCUCUACGUCGUCGUUGAACCCAUGAUCGACAAGCCAAAGCUCUCCAUCCUCUGUCCGGAGGCACUGCCAUUCCUCGGCUACGGCAGGACGUGCUUGGAAGUUCGAGAGUGUUUCGCCCUGAACGCAAGUCUCGACACGCACGACACGGGCCUCAGUUUCUGGAUGGUAAUUGAAGCCAGUGACCCUGGCGUCGGCAUUUCUCUGGAAGAUCGAGCACCCGUCCAGGUGUGGCGCGAGGGCACAUCAACUGUGCAAGUUAGUGGCCUCUACCACAAUGUGCAACAGGCACUACGGGCGUUGAUUUUCCGACCGCCAGUGCACCUCUUUGCUGCUCCGGAUGAUCCCGACGUUUUCGAGUUUAAUGUUUCCAUCCAGGCUUUCGCCAUUGGUGAGCGAUUCAAUGAGCCUUUGCCUUUGGAUCCUGGUUUGAUACACGCACGGCCCGGCCUGCAUCACGGGAAACCAUAUCCUAGUGACAGCAUCGACUUCCCGGUAGUCAUCCGGCGUGUGAACCGCGCGCCUCUAAUCUUCGUGGACGUCGACCACUACUCUGCCACGCAGAUGCAGGACGACGUGAACCUGUAUGGCGUUUCGGUGAUAGAUCCCGAUGCGAGGGCGCAAGACGAGUUUGAAGUUGUCAUUUCUGUAGAGUCUGACUCGGGCGGAGGUGCUGUGGCCUUUGCUGGCACCCAAGGCACCUACGUGCAGAAGCGCAUGACGCUCGCUGAGCUGAAUGUGGAAUUGCAAGACCUGUUCUUUAUCUUCCGGGACGUCAACUGGUAUGGCACUACUGGGGUUUCAAUAUCUGUCUCCGAUCUAGGCAACAGAGGUUGGAACAUCAACCGUUACAGCGACAUGUAUCAUGAAGACAUUUCCCCGCAAUCCGUCGCACUGAAGGGGGGAACAAUGACCAUCGUGCCUGAGGACACCCUCUGGCAUCACAGCCUUUUUGCACAGGACUUCACCUGGGAGUUGUAUGGUAAAGUGAUGCCCAGCGUCGACGACAUUCGGCCCACAACGUUUGGGACGACGCCUCCCCCUCCCACAUUCCAGCCAUACGACCUGGAAUCUGCCUUCGAUGGUUUACUUUUCAGAAACGAUUACUUGGGUGACAAUAUUUCUGCUGGUGUCGAUGACCCUUCCUGGGGUGCAGAGAAUGCCAGCGACAGGCCGCUGUGCUCAUUUUCAAUCGGAAGCGAUGGUCGCCUUAAAUUUACACUUCUGUCGGAGGAAGGGCGGCUGCAGGGAACUGGCAGGGCAUUUCUAGAAGAAGGCACCUGGUACCACCUGGCACUCAUUGUCAGGCGCAGAAGCCGAGAUGUAGACAUCCCUCCGGCAGAGUCGGAAGCAGACACCACUCUGGGAGAGGUGGCAAUCUACGUGGACAAGAAGCUGGAUGCAGCUUACCGAUGGAGAGCCCCGCAGCGGUUUGUAGGGCCAACCCGGCGCAGCGCACUGCAAGUCUCUGUGGGGAAAUCCGAUGGACUCGUGCUGUCGCGCGCGAGGCUGUGGCCAAGGGCCCUGGAAGCUGGAGACCUUGCACAGUGUGCUGAGCCGUUAGGAUCAGUUGCAGGUGGACCGGAAGGAUUGGGCGACGCACGGCCCAGAGAAACGCUCCGUCCCUUCCCUCACUUAGUUGGGGCUGAGGCGCUUGAUUCUCCUGCGCUAAGUUUCAGCUUUGGUGGUUCGUUGGCGGAGGCAUCAAGACGCGCCCACGUCUUGUCUACUGGCAGCUGGUCGUUUGUUGCUGACUCUCCACCUGCAUGUUUGGGCUUGACACAGGCACCGUACGACAACUUCUUCGAGUACUGUGUUGCAUAUGACCAUGCAUUUUCGCGAAACAUGGGAGAGGGCAAUACUGGUGAACCGUACUACUUUUGGCAGUCGCCGCAGGCCUACCAAAGCUUGGACAUGCAAUUGUAUGCCUCUGCAGGUGUUAAGAGUGUGGAGGCUGGUGAGCUGACGGCAGGGACCUUCCUGUCAGUCCAUCGCAGCUUCGUCAACGAGCCGCCUCGCAUCGUGAUGUUAGAGCCGAGGAGCGGUCUCUUGCAUGUUUUCGAAGACCAUGCGAACUUCAUGUCGUUUAUGGUCAAGCAUAAAGCAGCGGAAAACUUGGUGGAUCGGGACUUGACCGUGUUCCUUUCCACAUCCCACGGAAGGGUGCGUACGAUCUCGUCAGCCGCGAUUCCAAAGUCAUCUCUGGACGGAAAACGCGUUGAGUUUACAGCCAAGCUGCAUGAAUUAAACGCUUUCCUUUCUCAGCUUCAGUAUCUCCCGGACCCGAACUAUAAUGGUCCUGAUUUGAUGGACAUGCUGGUUACAGACGGCGAGUUUUCUGUGAACACCAGCGUCCAAGUCGAGAUCGAGACAAUGAGCGAUCCAAUCACAAUCGUGUGCCCACCCGCCGUGGACUUGUUUGAGGGCCAGAUGGAAGUUCCGAUUGGCACCAACAUCUCCAUACGUGAUCAUGAGCCUAUCCCUGGCUUUGAUGAUGAAUCCAGCCGAGUGGGAGUCGAGAUUUUUGCAGGGGAUGGUGGCCUUGAUCUGCUCCUGGAAGCAGUGCCUCAUUUGGCUGCGGACCUCCGCGAAGCACUCGAUGAAGUGCGCAACGACACGUACGACGCGCAAGCAGCCGACGACUCCAAUCGCUCGUCACCAGGAGUGCCGGCCCUUGUCUUCAACACCACUCUCGCCGGUUUCCGCGCGGCACUUCGCGCACUGGUCUUCACACCCUUCCCAGAACUGUACCAUGGAGUUGUGCAUUUGGAAGUACGCGUCAUCGCUCUGGAGACGGAAGAAGAGACGCGGUGCGAAAUCGGCUUGAUUGUCCAUCCCGUGAACUCGGCACCAGAGAUUGCAGUGGAUGAGUCCAGACUACUUUCUGCAACGAACGGUGGUCUCGUCAAGCCCCACAAAGACAUCCACCUACAUGGCGUCAUCCGCUUGUCCGACCCGGAUGAGGAGAACUUCUCCGGCGGCUGGUUUGUUCAACGCGUCCACUCUGCUCGCCUGAAGCUGCGUGCGUCCUGUGGAACACUCUCCUUUCUCAUGGCCGGACCACAGGACUACGUCCUUGGUGUGCAGAAUGGCUCCAUUGCUGGCACGGAGGGAAUCACGUUCCACAGCGGAGACGGUGCCCAUGACACGGACAUGGAUGUGACUUCCACGCUGAGAAACCUUAACCUCCAGCUGAGCAGGCUGUUCUAUCACUCUGGAGGAGAUUGUCGUGGUGAGAACAUCACUAUCGCUGUGGAGCUCGACGAUCUGGGCAACUAUGGGGCAUACAAAGAUGAGAUGGGCAACUACGGCCAUCCUCAUCCUAUCGUCGUGACAAACGAGGUUUACUUCCAAGUGUUGGAAUUCUAA